Acanthisitta chloris (rifleman) is the source of this 2777-nucleotide messenger RNA. It is a transcript of the gene ZFAT, whose product is annotated as zinc finger and AT hook domain containing. Gene Ontology annotation, biological process: regulation of DNA-templated transcription. The record is from RefSeq and is a predicted model, not a curated record. The transcript is spliced from 9 exons. Lineage: Eukaryota; Metazoa; Chordata; Aves; Passeriformes; Acanthisittidae. Gene Ontology annotation, molecular function: DNA-binding transcription factor activity, RNA polymerase II-specific; RNA polymerase II cis-regulatory region sequence-specific DNA binding. The annotation marks the transcript as partial.
AGCUUCUUGUAGCGAAGAGGAAAAGGGGCAGACCAAGAGGGUCUACUAAGAAGUUUUGUGUGGAUGAAGAUGUGGCAGAAAAUAACCCUGUUCCAAGUGAAGAAACUCUGCCUGGAACAGAAGAAAGCUCAGAACUGCCUGAAAUCUCACCAGGCAGCUUGGAGUGCAGGAAAUGCAAUCGGAAGUUCUCCAACACACGUCAGCUGACGAAACAUAUCUGCAUUAUUGUUUUAAAUGAAGGAGAGGAAGAAGGAGAUGGAGGUAAUGAUUCUGACGUUGACCUUGACAGGAAGGAAGAUGAGCGAGAAAAAACUCCAAGGAGGUCCAGAAUUCAGAAAGCAGAGAAAACCUCAACUAAGGACACUGAUCAGGUUUCAGGAGCAAAAAAUCCUAUUAUAAGUGUGGUUUUGACAGCCCAUGAAGCUAUUCCAGGAGCCACAAAAAUUGUUCCUGUUGAGGCUACUCCCCAGGAGAGUGAACCCACAGCUCCAGAAACAACAGUUCAAGACCCAUCACAGCGAAAAGGAUAUCAGGAAUAUGCCAUUCAGCAAACCCCAUAUGAACAGGCAAUGAAAUCAAGCAGGUUGGGUCCAACUCAACUGAAGAUUUUUACAUGUGAAUACUGUAACAAAGUGUUCAAAUUUAAGCACUCCCUCCAGGCACAUUUGAGGAUUCAUACAAAUGAGAAACCUUACAAGUGUUCAUACUGCAGUUAUGCCAGUGCAAUCAAAGCCAACCUGAACGUUCAUCUGCGCAAACACACGGGGGAGAAGUUCAGCUGCGAUUAUUGUACGUUCACUUGUCUCAGCAAAGGCCAUCUCAAAGUCCAUAUUGAAAGAGUUCAUAAGAAAAUUAAGCAGCAUUGUCGCUUCUGCAAAAAGAAGUACUCAGAUGUUAAAAAUUUGAUCAAGCAUAUCAAGGAAACUCAUGACCUCGAAGAUAAAAAAGUGAAGGAUGUUUUUGAUGAGCUUCGCUUGAUGACACGAGAGGGCAAAAGGCAACUUCUUUAUGACUGCCACAUCUGUGAACGCAAAUUCAAAAACGAGCUUGAUCGAGACCGUCACAUGCUUGUUCAUGGUGAUGAAAGACCCUUUGCUUGUGAGCUUUGUGGUCAUGGAGCUACUAAAUACCAAGCCCUUGAGCUUCAUGUUCGAAAGCACCCUUUUGUGUAUGUGUGCUCUGUGUGCCUGAAGAAGUUUGUCAGCUCUGUAAGGCUCCGUGCUCACAUCAAAGAUGUGCAUGCAGAUCUGCAGGAGGAGUCUGUUUUUAACAGUUCUAUCAACCAAAGCUUCUGCCUGCUUGAGCCAGGAGGUGACAUCCAGCCAGAAGCCCUUGGUGAUCAGCUAGCACAGACUGCAGAUGAAUUGACUAUCACGGGUACUGGUGCUGUUAACACAGCACAACCAUCUGCUGGUGAAUCAACAGCCGCAGAUGUAAACCAUAAUGGUCAACAUAAUGGUGACGUAAAAAUCGAUGCAGUCCUUUCCUUAGAAUUUGAAAAUCCUCUGGUGAAGAAUGUAACAGAGACGUUGUGUCAGACAACAGACAUAGUCCCAAACAUUGAGCCCUGUGUAGCAGCAGAUUGCUUUCUGCUGAAAAAUGGUACUACUGGUCCUGAAGAUUUGAAGGUUUCUCCCUCAAAUGAAGAGGAAGUUAAUCACUGCAGCUCUGUAAAUGAUCAGGGUGAAGAAAUAAAUCUUUUACUUUCUGAAGACAAAAGUUUAAAUCCAAGUCAGGACAAUGCAAUGACUGAGAACCUUCCAGUCUCUGAAGAGAGAAUCCAGUCUGUUCCUUCCAGUGAAUCAGAAACAAGCAAUCUGCCAAUUCAGAACUUGGCAGAAUCCACAGAGCCUUUGCCAGCACCUGAAGCCAGUGCAGCCCCCAGCCCCCAGGCAGCCCCUUCCAACACAGUGACAUCCGACAGUGGGACUGAAGCUGUUGCUUUCAUGCAGAUCUUGGAUAGUUUGCAGAAGAGACAAAUGAGCACAGAGUUGUGUGAGAGGAUAAGGAAGGUUUAUGGAGACCUAGAGUGUGAAUAUUGUGGCAAGUUGUUUUGGUACCAAGUGCAUUAUGACAUGCAUGUUCGUACGCAUACUCGAGAACAUUUAUAUUACUGCUCCCAGUGCAAUUAUUCUUCCAUCACCAAAAACUGCCUUAAGCGUCACGUCAUUCAGAAACACAGCAAUAUUUUGCUGAAAUGUCCCACUGAACAUUGUGACUACUCUACCCCAGAUAAAUACAAGCUCCAGGCACACCUUAAAGUCCACACAGACCUGGAUAAGAAGAGUUAUUCCUGUCCUGUGUGUGAGAAGUCAUUUUCUGAAGAUCGACUUAUAAAAUCUCACAUCAAGACAAAUCAUCCUGAGGUUUCAAUGACUACUAUUUCUGAGAUUCUUGGCAGAAGAGUUCAGCUGAAAGGACUUAUUGGAAAACGAGCUGUGAAAUGUCCCUACUGUGAUUUUUAUUUUAUGAAGAAUGGGUCAGACCUUCAACGUCACAUCUGGGCUCAUGAAGGUGUCAAACCCUUCAAAUGUUCUCUCUGUGAGUAUGCCACUCGCAGCAAGAGUAACUUGAAAGCUCACAUGAAUCGUCACAGCACUGAGAAAACACACCUUUGUGAUAUGUGUGGGAAAAAAUUCAAAUCAAAAGGCACUUUGAAGAGCCACAAACUCCUUCAUACUGCUGAUGGAAAGCAGUUUAAAUGUACAGUGUGUGACUAUACAGCUGCCCAAAAACCACAGCUGCUACGUCAUAUGGAACAACAUGUCUCUUUCAAG